Messenger RNA from Agrilus planipennis (emerald ash borer), 2537 nucleotides. Its product is annotated as facilitated trehalose transporter Tret1-2 homolog. Gene Ontology annotation, molecular function: sugar transmembrane transporter activity. The coding region runs from base 100 to 1722 and encodes 540 amino acids. Gene Ontology annotation, cellular component: membrane. The record is from RefSeq and is a predicted model, not a curated record. Gene Ontology annotation, biological process: transmembrane transport; carbohydrate transport. The transcript has 5 exons. Lineage: Eukaryota; Metazoa; Arthropoda; Insecta; Coleoptera; Buprestidae.
GCAUACCUUUUACUAUUCUCUUUCACUUGUCUUCGACAUGUUGUGGUUGUUAACAAACUUUACUAAAACUUUUUUGGCCAGAUCAUACGGAUUUCUCAAAUGAGUAUCUCAAAAUCGUCGACUGAUAAUUGUACUAGCAAAAUUGGUUCCGAUAAUAUUAUUAUGGUUAAUCUACGUAGUAUGGGAAAUCCCCAUUCCGAAUUUAAAAAUAAGGAAUCCUUCAAGGACGCGUACAAGGACUUAUCACGCAGAUAUAUAAAAGGAGGACGAGAUGACAAUUCGAAUAUUAGGAAACCUCCACGUUUGCCCAUGAUUAAUAACAACGAUGUCGAGGCUCUGGAAAAACAGGACACGCAAAAGAAAAAUCAGUAUAUAGCUGCCACCUGUGCUGCUCUUGGAGCCAUAUGUGCUGGAACGACACUGGCCUGGUCUUCCCCGGCACUUCCCCAGCUAGUGGUUCCCGCGGGAACGAAUACGAGUCGACCAGGAGUCUCUUUCCAACUCACCGAAGCCGAAGGAUCGCUUGUCGGUUCCAUGCUAGCAAUAGGAGCAUUGUUCUCCGCCAUUCCAGCGGGAUUCAUCGCCGACAAAUUCGGACGAAAACAGACAAACUUAAUGCUUGUCGUGCCUUACACGGUGUGCUGGCUUCUCACAGUAUUCGCCACGAACGCUUACAUGCUGUACGCGGCAAGGUUUUUUGCAGGACUGGCUACCGGAGCCAUCUGCGUUACAGCGCCCAUGUACAUCGGAGAAAUAGCUGAACCGUCGAUCCGUGGAACGCUGGGAACUUUCUUUCAGCUUUUUAUGUGCCUGGGCAUUCUGGCUACGUAUGUGAUCGGUGCAUUUAUUAAUUGGGUUGGGUUGUCGGCUAUUCUGGCCAUGGCUCCGAUCAUAUUCGCUUCGAGUCUGUGGUUCAUGCCGGAAACUCCUAUAUUUUUGGUAAAAAUAAGAGACCUAAAAGGGGCUGAGGAGAGCUUGAAAUACCUGCGAGGCGCAUACGCAAAUGUGCGAUCCGAACUGAAAGUAAUCGACGAAGAGGUUUCGUUAGCGCAAAGCAAGAAGGUGGGAUUCAAGGAUUUGUUUGGCACCAGGGCGAAUAGAAUAGCACUUGUCACAGGUCUUGGACUCCAAGCGCUUCAGCAAUUGAGUGGAAUCAAUGCGGUAAUUUUUUACACCGUGCCCAUAUUUAAGUCUGCUGGUAGCACCCUUCCGCCCAAUUUGGCUGCAGUGGUUGUUUCAAUAGUACAAACGAUAACCUGCUACUUCGCUGCUAUGGUAAUAGAUAAAGCAAAUAGACGAUUUUUCCUCACAGUUUCGUCAGUUGGAAUGACGAUCUGUUUGACCGCAUUGGGGUGCUACUAUCAUCUCAUUCUACUCGAUAUUCACGUUUACGGUUUGGGGAUUCUGCCACUAGGAAGUCUAGUCCUUUUCAUCAUGGCAUACUCCAUAGGAUUUGGUCCAGUACCUUGGAUGAUUAUGAGCGAAAUUUUCGCCCCAGAAAUCCGGGGUUUUGGAAGCGGUUUGGCAGUCACCACGAACUGGAUCAACGCGUUCAUCGUGACCUUUAGCUUUCCCAUAAUGAACGCGAUUUUAGGGGGUCAUAUAACAUUCUAUAUAUUUUCGAUAAUUAUGGGACUUGCUACAAUUUUUGUUUACGCAGUUGUACCUGAGACCAGAGGAAAAAGCGUAACGGAAAUACAAAAUAUGUUAAAUAAGUCGUAAAUUCUCGAAAAUUUGCCUGUAUCAGGACCUGAUUUAUUCACAAUGGUUUUUACUAUUGUGUUUGAAACGAAAUUUUAAUCUGAAAACUCUCGAACUAUUUACAUUAUAAUAUUUAUUUUAUAACAACAAUUAUUGAUGCAAAAAUUUUGAAUACUACAAGGAAUUUUAAUAAUCAUCAACAUGCUAAAACCUUAAUCUUCAUCAUGAAUGUUGAACCAAAGUACAAUCACGUCAUAAAUCACCAUAUUCUUGAAAUGUUUUGCUUAUCACUUUGAAAUGUAUUCAAUUUUUAGUCAACAACCUCAACGAAAUUUUCACCCUUAUUGUGAAAAAUAGAUAAGGUUGGGCUAGGUUAGGUUGUAUUACUUCGAGAUGUAUUCAAUAUUUAGCUAAUAACCUCAAGAAAAUUAUCACCCUAUCAAAAUUAAUUCGCUUUUUCACAAAUUGUAAAAAAUAGGUUACAUCUUCCUGUAUUUCAAAUUUGUUUCCAAUUUUUUUUAAUGAUUAUUCGAUAACAUUUAGUUAUCCAAAAAAAAAAUCCAAUUAUUUGCAACUUCUAAUAAUAACUCUAAGACACAAAAAGUCUGGUAGGUAUUAAAUAAUAAAAAGUCCUUAUUUUUAAUCUAGUGCCAUAUGUAUGUGUAUGAUUUAAAUUAAUUAAUUUUAGCUCAAAAACCCCCUAUUUUUUGUGCAUUUUAUAAUACUAUUUUCCAAUGUUCAUCUGUAUAAGGGCGUAUUAGUUCUAAAAAUAUGCUUUAUUAUUUUUAAAUUAUUUUUUUUAAACUUGAAUGAAAGUGGCUGUAAAAAAACCGAAG